Hemiscyllium ocellatum (epaulette shark) is the source of this 3707-nucleotide messenger RNA. RefSeq lists its product as uncharacterized. NCBI's taxonomy places the organism in Eukaryota, Metazoa, Chordata, Chondrichthyes, Orectolobiformes, Hemiscylliidae. The record is from RefSeq and is a predicted model, not a curated record. Bases 53 to 676 code for a protein of 207 amino acids. The transcript has 4 exons.
GUCCCCAUUGGUGUGAGCGCGGAGUCUCCUGCGGGCUCUGCUGGUCACUAAAAUGUGUCUGACGGUGAGAACAUUGAGCAGCAGAAUCAGGAGAAAUGGGACCCCCGGGGUUAGAAUGUGGUGGAGGAACUCGAUUGUGACCCAGACACUGGAGAAUAGAACAGCGUCUGUUACAUCACAAAACCAGGGGGCGUUCCCCAGCCAAUACCGAGCCCUUCUGGCAACAAAUGGCCACAAACCGAUCAAAGGUGAAAGUGACGGUGAACCAGACAGAGCAGUCAGUGGCUGCAUAAAGCAGGACGGCGUGGAUAUUACACACGGGGACGGAGUCCCUCAGGAAAUAAAACUGUUCCCGAUAAACAAUGGGAAUGUGUCUCAGGAUCAGGUCGAGGAUAAUGACCAGGAGAUCCGCCGCUGCCAUGGCCCCCAGGUAUCUGUGUUACCUGUUUGGAUACAGGAUUGGCUGGCCAGCAGAAGACAGCAAGUGGUAGCGGAAGGAAAAUAUUCUGCCUGGAAGUCUGUGAAUCCCAGCAGUGUGGAAACAAGCCCUUCGGCCCAACAAGUACAUACCAACUUUCCAAAGAGUAACCUUCCCAUGCCCUUACAGUUACCACUGACUAGUGCACCUAAAGUAGAAAUCGCGGAACACGAUGGACUAUUUGACCAAUCCACUUGAAUUAUACAGCUUUGGGCUGUGGCAGGAAACGGGAGCACCCAUCAGAAGCUCACGCAGACAAGGGGAGAAGAUCCAAACUCCACGCAGAUAGUCACCCGAGGCUGGAAUUGAACUCAUGUCCCUGAUGCUGUGAUGGAACAGUGCGAACUACUGAGCCACUGUGCUAACCUGGAACCUCCUGCCAGCCUAAUGCAAAGGGAAUUCAGCCAAAUCCAACUCUCCCAGGAUAAAAUCCCAUUGCUAGCAGCUGUGUGAGUAGAAUACCUUCAGAAGCAGAAUCACAUUUUGGACAAUCUCUCAAUUUUUCCUUUUGUCAUGAGUUACACUAAUAUUUGGAUAAGGUUCUUUCAACGUGAAAUUGCACAGAUUUGUGUGUGUGUGUGUGUGUGUGUGUGUGUUUGUGUGUGUGUGUCAGUGUUUUUAGAAUGGGAAAUAUCGAGUCUUUAUUUGCAAUACGCAAACAGUUUGCCAUCCAUCUUUCCAUCAUAGUUGGAGUAACAUUGCUCUGGAUCGUAAACGUGUUGUUUUAGCAGAUUACAGAAACUAGCCUGACUUGUUCCUAAAACUGACCCUGACCCAGUCUGAGACCGAUAUCAUCGGCCAUAUCACCGACCUGGUUACAUUUAACAUUUGUUGUGAGCAGUGGGGGAGUGGGACUAGAAAAGGAAACAGUGACCCAAAAAGCCGGGGAACUAUAGACCGGUGAGCCUGAUGUCAGUGGUGGGUGAGUUGUUCGAAGGGAUUCUGUGGGAUAGCAUUUACAUACGUUUGGGAAGGCAAGGACUGAUCUCAUUAAUGUGUCAUUAAUUUGAUUGAGUUUUAUGAAGAGGUGACAAAGAAGAUUGAUGAAGGCAGUUUGGUAGAUAUUGUCUAUAUGGACCUCAGCAAGGUGUUCAUAACAUUCCGAUUGGUAGGCAGAUUAGUAAGGUUCGGUCACAUGGGAUACAGAAGAAGCUCAUCACAAUUGGCUUGAAGGAAGAGGGAUAUUUUUCAGACUGGAGGCUUCUGAGCAGAAAUUAUACACUUAAUGGUAAGGGCCUGGGGAGUGUUGUGAAACAAAUGGACAUAAGGCUGCAGGUACAUUGUUCCUUGAAAGUGAAGUUGAAUGCAGACAGUGCGGUACAGAACACAUUUAACACAUUUGCCUUAAUCAGUCAGAGCAUUGAGUAUAGGAGUUGUGGUGGAGGGAAAUGGGGUUAGCGUGGAUGGACAUUUACAAGGUGGAGUCGAACCCUUCUGUUAAUUAAAACCAAACACCCAGAAAAGCUCGCCUCACCUCGUAAUCUGUUAAAAUAUGAGCGACACAAUUCUCCUACAUUCCACUAUUUAAACAAAGAUUAACAAGUUUAUUUCUUAACUUUAUUAGUGAACACUAAACAACAGCUAUUCACAAAUACAAGCCCCUCUUUUCUUAGCUACUUACUAUCUGACUCGAACUCUGUAAAAAGUAUGUUGUUCCAACAACCCACAUAUUAAACAUUACAAUCUCAAGACCAUACAGUCUCUAUCUUCCCCGCUGUAUUCACUCUUUCAGCUGCUGAUCUCCUUGGUUCAUUUUUUUUAUUGCAAAGAGGUUUGCAUGAACAUGUGUCUUUGAUAGAGUGUGUUUGAGAUGGUCAGUUAGCACUCCUGCUCUACAGCAGUUGCUCUACUGUUGGAUGGCAGUAGCUCUCUCUAGUGUUCAAAAUGCUGGGUUUAUAUACUCCCCAUGAUAUAAUAAUUCUCAUAAUUUGAUUGCUUUCCAGGCGUCCAAACAAUAAUAUUCAAAUUCUGUUGGCUUCUGGUAUCCUGAGUGUUAUUUAAACUCUUUGGUUACAUUUGUAUGGCUGUCAAAACAGCAACCAAAACUCAGGAAUCCAUUUCUCAGCUAAUGGUGACAUGUGGAACAGUGUGACCUUCAGCUGGCAUCUGUGGCUUUAAUUUCUACUCAGUAAAACUCGAUCUGUUUUAAAGUGUCCAUAUAUGUUUUUGUCUUCAUAACAUCUCCCCGCUUCAGAAAAUAAAAUGAACUAGCUGAAUGAAAAGAUGUCAACAUUUGUUUUCCUCUAACUCUUAAUCCCAAUUUUAUGAAAUACCAAAGUGUUAAUCUCAGUUAUAUCAUUCAUAUUAAUUCUGCAAACCAAUACAACACUGGAAUAAGUCAAAUCUUAUCUACACUUUUUCCUUUAAAUCCGCGAAUACAUAUCUGCUAUCACAUUAUAGGAGACACAGCAUGAACACUUUGUAAGUUUAAAGUUGGUAAGGUAAGACUCCAAUGAAAUAGUCUCAUAUUCUGGUCUUUAAAUAUUCCAAAAAAUGCGAGAGAUUUGUCGUUGUCCACAACCAUCUCCGACAAUUUGUUUGUCAUAUACACAUUAAAAUAUCGUCAGGCCAGUGUGCAACAUAAUAAUUCUUGUUCAAUAAUGGAGAUUUUCUAUUUUUUUUCUCUGUUGGAUAUUGAGUUUUUUCGACAAGUAGCCAAUUAGCCAUUCAAUUCCAUCACCUUUUUCCAUAUCAACACAUCUCUGACCCCUAUAUCCCGAGCAUCAAACACAAUUUUCAAAGGGUUUCAGAAUAUUUGGUGCAGCUAAAACUGGUGUAGUGAUUAAACCUGCUUUAAAAUUCUCAAAUACCUCCUGGCAUUGUUCUGUCCACCACAAUUCUGUGUUCUUCUUCAGUAAAUCCAUCAGUGUUGCCAAGACGCUGCUGAAGUUUUGAACAAACUUCCGAUAGAAUCCACUCAGUUCCAAAAAUCAAAGCACCUCGUUCUUCGAGGAUGAUCGUGGAAAUUCCUCAAAGCCCUUCGUUUUUGUGCUCCAUGGGGUCAACCUUCCAUGUCGAAUAUAAUGUCCCAAGAACAUCACCUCCGCCUUCGCGAAUUCCAUUUUCUUUCUGUUUAUUACCAAGUUUGCUUCUUGUAAUCGUUCAACAUGCUCUGCCAACUGUAACAUGUGAGCUUUUAAUCACUUGCUGAAGAUCACUACAUCAUACAGAUAAGUUGCACAAUUUGUUCAUAUGGCCACCCCUCUAUUCUUGAGUGUUAAAUGUGGCU